Patiria miniata (bat star) is the source of this 1278-nucleotide messenger RNA. RefSeq names its product ficolin-3-like. The record is from RefSeq and is a predicted model, not a curated record. NCBI's taxonomy places the organism in Eukaryota, Metazoa, Echinodermata, Asteroidea, Valvatida, Asterinidae. The transcript has a single exon. Bases 195 to 1256 code for a protein of 353 amino acids.
AUCUGGCAGUUGUGUAAAGAAGACAGCUAACGAAGGCAGUGUGGCUUGAAAUGUUAGUCGUUUUACAACCAUGGUUGAUAGUUAAAUCAUACAAGAGAAAUCACUGAAUGUUGUUUCCUGCAAGUUUAUCUGCAUUUAUCUGGUAUUAAACAAUACAAGGAAAAAACUGAGAUCGACCUAAUAUCUUCCGUCGUAUGAGACCUUCAAUUAAUAGAAACAUGGCGAAACAAAUUGUUCGUCGUGAACUAUUUUACAUAAUAUCCAUCAUAUGCCAGGGAGCUACCUUGUCUGUCUCUGGAUUCGAAACUUCAUCUUAUACAGGGGAACAUACGUUUCAUGCCGCUGAAAAUCGCGCUCUAAGAGAUUUUGCAUUUGUAACAAAAACUGUACGAUCUCGUGUCAUCUGUGGACGGGAAUGCAGCAUGGACAAACGUUGCAUGUCGUUUAACUUUAACGACUGCAAUAAAAUGUGCGAGCUGAACCUUGCAACAAGACGAGAGCAUCCCGAAGACUUCAAUGCAACUCAAGGGAGUGUGUACUUUGAUGCAGAUGAGGACACACCUAUCUACUCACUGGCUGAUAGCUCCUUCAAUCGCAACAGGAGUUGCAAGAUGCUCUUAGAUGCCGGUUAUCGUUCAAGCGGUAUCUACACAAUCUACCCAGAGGGAGUCGGGAAUGGCGGUCUUCGUGUCUACUGUGACAUGGAAACUGACGGCGGAGGAUGGAUCGUGUUUCAGAGGCGACAAGAUGGCAGCGUGGACUUCUACCGUAACUGGGCCGAGUACCAGUCUGGCUUUGGCGAUAUGUCCGGUGAGUUCUGGUUGGGCAACGACAACUUGGUGACUCUGACAUCUGAUGAUUCACUAGGAACAUGGGAGCUACGUGUUGAUUUAGAGGACUGGGAGGGCAACAUGGCAUGGGCAAGGUACCCAGAUUUCCAAAUAUCCUCGGGUGAGUACAAUCUGCAAAUUGGCCAAUACGACGCCAGCAGCACUGCCGGUAACUCUCUUCGGUAUCAUAGAGGACGUCCCUUCUCAACAAACGAUCGUGACAAUGAUAAAGGGCAGUCAAAUUGUGCACAAUCUUUCCACGGAGCUUGGUGGUUUAAGGAUUGUUUGCUCUCCAACUUGAAUGGUCGAUAUUACCCAAAUGAGCAUGUAACAGCUGAUGAGAGGGGCGUGCAUUGGUUUGAAUGGAAAGGCUCUUCCUAUUCUCUGAGAACCUGCCAGAUGAUAAUGCGUGCGAUGGGACCCUGAAUACAUUUUUUCGAGCAUGUUU